Molecule: messenger RNA, 5172 nt
Organism: Lethenteron reissneri (Far Eastern brook lamprey)
Lineage: Eukaryota; Metazoa; Chordata; Hyperoartia; Petromyzontiformes; Petromyzontidae
Product: diphosphoinositol polyphosphate phosphohydrolase 1-like
Biological process (GO): adenosine 5'-(hexahydrogen pentaphosphate) catabolic process; diadenosine pentaphosphate catabolic process; diphosphoinositol polyphosphate metabolic process
Cellular component (GO): cytoplasm; nucleus
Molecular function (GO): bis(5'-adenosyl)-hexaphosphatase activity; diphosphoinositol-polyphosphate diphosphatase activity; bis(5'-adenosyl)-pentaphosphatase activity
Source: RefSeq, a predicted model, not a curated record
CGGCCACGUGACGCGCCCCUGGUUAAGAUGGCGGAAGUGCAGGCGGGACGUGGAGGCAGCGCGGAGCCGCGGCGGCAGCAGCAGCAGGAAGAGGAGCGGCAGCAGCAGCCGCAGCAGCAGCAGUCGCUCUGAGCGGCGGCGGAGACGCGGGGAUCCCUCGGCGAGACUGCGAGGAGACGCCAGUGCGGGAGGAGACGCGAGCAGGGGAGACUCGGCCUCCUUCUUCCCCGACCGAACACGAUGAGCGCCCACGCCGCCGCCGCCUCCCGCCGCCGCCGCUCCCGCUGCCCGGGCCCGCGACCUUCCCCCCCGUACGAGUGACGCGCGGCCCGCGGUCACUUGGCUCGGCUUCAUUUUAUAUUUCACUUGAGACGUGGCGGCUGCGUUGUCCAGUCCGUGUCGCUGGCGUUGAGCUCCGGGGGCUGCUCGCCUCUGACACCCACAGCCACCAGCAGCAGCACCGCCCUCCGGGGUUGGCUGUCCGCCGGGUUGGACUCCGGCUGCGGGCGGGAGGGAAGGGCCGAGAGAAGAGGAGUGGGAAGGAGAGGAGCUGUGAGAAGAGCGAGCCGGGAGGAGUGGGGGUCGACAUGGACCUGAAGGCGAGCCAGACCCGGACGUACGACUCUGACGGCUUCGUGAAGCGCGCCGCUUGCCUGUGCUUCAGGAGCGAGGCGGAGGAGGAGGUUCUGCUCGUGAGCACGAAGCGGUUUCCGGACCGGUGGAUCGUGCCGGGUGGUGGGCUGGAGCCAGAGGAGGAGCCGGGCAGUGCGGCGGUGCGGGAAGUUCUCGAAGAGGCUGGUGUAAGAGGAACUCUGGGAAGGUUGCUGGGAAUAUUUGAGAACGUGGACAGCAGGCAUCGGACCUACGUAUUCGUACUCACCGUCACGGAGGUGCUGGAUCAGUGGGAGGACUCUGAAAACUUGGGCCGGCGGCGAGAGUGGUUCAGCAUCGAGGAGGCCAUCAAGGUGCUGGAGCGCUACAAGCCGGUGCAGGCGGCUUACCUCAAGGGCCUGCACCAGAGCCGCCGCAACCCCAGCAACGGCAACGCCCCCCGCCUGACGGGCGUCCCCGACGGCACGGGCCCCAACUCGGCGCCGGCGCUCUCCCCGCCCACCAACGGAACUCCCACCAACGUUAGAUGAACGUUCGCGCGUGCCGCCCCCCCUUCCCCGAGGGGAAAGGCCGGCGUGUAACCGCGGCGGGUGGGAGGGACGAGCGGGGCCGGUCGUUGUGCCGGCGUGCGGGACCUGGGUCGGCGGCGGCGUCGUCGUUGGGCGUUGCGAUCGCCACGCGAGGCGGCUCCGCGCCCCUCGCCCCCCCCUCCCCUGCCUGCCCUCCCUCCCCUAGCUGGGUUUGUACAGUUUUUAAUGAGACGCACGCAAGGAGACGUUGGUAAUAAACGUGGGCUGGGGGGCGCUCCCUGCCCCUUAGCGCCCCCCCCCCCACUCUCCCCCCCCCCCCUUAAAAGUGCGAUGCACGCCGACUUGCACGCGAGAUCCCCGGUGAAGUGGCACCCUGAGUAAAUGGUCCGGCCUCGAUAUUUCACAACAGCUGUCCGCUCUGUACAGACCGCAGCAGCACUUAGGAGUUCACUGGUGAGCCCCACAGACUUGCACCACUGACUGCAACGAAUCUCUAUUACUGCAUGCAAUUGUAUCCGGGUUCUAUAUUCGACUGGCAAGACUUUUCAAGAAAGCAUUAUCAUUUGUUUAAUUGUUAUUUUAAUAUAUUAAAGUUGCUAUGCAAAAGAAACGUAUUAUCAGAUAAAUGUAAUGAAAUUCACUGUUCUGUUGCAGAGUGUUAAUUUUGUACAUUGCAGCAUUAGAGAAUUGAAGCAUUCGCUUUUUUUCAAAUCGACCCUCAAGGUUUGUUUAGUGUUUUCACAUUAAUUUAGUCGUUACUCACCAAAGUGCAAAGGAGAUGGGGCUGUACGACCUGGCCAUUGUUUCUGCAGAAUAAUCUUUGGUGAUGCAUGCGGUCAAGAUGGAUAAGCUUGGUGCGCUGCGCUGUCCAUCUGUGGUGAUGCCCCCAUGUGGUGCCCUUCGUUGGCCAUCGCUCAGUUUCUCCCGAGUCAAAUGAUCAAUGGGGUCGUGCUCAUCACUGCUGGCAACCCUGGGCCAGUGGUGGAAAUUCCACAUUCUUAAUUUUGUGGGCACCCACUCUCGCCUUAUGUGGGUCGCCACAUUGAGAUCUCAUCCAGAGGUCCACAUUUCUGUUAUCAACCAGUAGGGAUAAUGACCAGUAUUUGAACUCUCACCUUCACAAUUAGAUGUGACCACCGUUUCACUGUAUCAAUGGUCCAGAUUUGUUUUUAUGAAACACUAUGCAACCACCUUCUGUGGAAGUAACACAGAUACUUGCAAGCUCAUAAAAAAGGACAGACAAAAUUACACCCAAUUUAAAAUGUGGACUCUUAAGUUUGACCAGAAUCCUUGACCAAUGAAUAAAACAUAAGGAUAGAUUAAAAUUCUUGACUCGCCUGAGAGAAAAGACGAACCCUCGACUUCAAACAGAGGGCUACAAGUUACCGGUGGAGUUGAGGGCUCGCAGCCACCACCCUCGUAGUGAGUCAGUGCUGGCUCCCGAACCUCAAAGCCUUGGUGCAGAGGCGGGGCGGUAAGACGUUGGCAUUACAGAGGGACCGUUUAAGUGGCACAAACUCAAUCCUGCUUCGGCACUCUACCAUGAGACAUGAGCUCAAGAGUCCGUGAAACAUCAUGGACGGUGCGAUAAUAUUGUUUUGACUCAUUGUGGGGGAGGAAAUCAAAUGUCUGUUUUUCUUGCAGGAAGUAACAUGUCUUCGGAUCUCAGGAUCUAGAGCCGAGUAGAAAAACGUUAACAUUUAACAGACAAUUGGCAGCAGUGGAAGGCGCAGUGGAAGUUGGCUCGAUAAAUGUUUUUUUAUUUAGCGGUAUCUGGAAGACGUUUCAAGUUAAAAUGUGGCAGAAACAUUGUGUGCAUCAGGUCUGCCUAAAACAGACUAGUCACUCGCUCUGGCCCAUCACUGUAAUUUAUAACGGCACGGUGCCACUACUACAGAGAUGUAAUUUACACAGCAAAAGACUGAACGUCAUUUUACAGGCUGGCAACACAAGUGUUUACAGACUCAUGUGAAGGUUGACCUGACGUUUAAAACGAAGGUGUUUCAAUGAAAGGAAGGGGAGAGAAAUUUGAAAGAGAAACAUGUUCAUGUUUAUAUGUUUAAAGUCCGUGGAUGGCUUCUUUUGUACGUAGACUCAAACCGCAAUAGGCUGCGGUGUUCCACAGGUGUUAAUUGGCACGCGGCCACAGAAUUUGUGAGUAUUAACAUAGGAUGGAGACACAUUCUAGACGUUUGGUUGGCUAGCUCAUCCGUGUCAUGCCUUCACGUUCAUUCAUUUGUGCGUUCAUUCGCUUGUUAUCCACGUCACCCAAAGCGUCGCGUCCGUGCUUGAGUUUAUCCUGUACAUAAUUAUAUAUAUAUUUACCCACGAGUCCCGUUGUCGUUGGCUGUUGGGAGCCACGCGAGUUGCGACAUUGGUAAUGUUUUAACGGUAAAGGUACAGCUCGUGCAACCCCGGCUGUAAAGUUCUUUGUAAAUGCAUAGAUUUUUUGCAAAGACGAAUGUGCUGUGAAUGCGUCGCAGCUUAGGUUUGGCAAGGGCUUGAAUUAUCGGACUUGGGUCUGCACAAGGCCAAUGUCACCACAUCACUGAGUGUGUGGGGGUUGGGAUCAGGGCUAAAAUAAUCAUGAAACCUAUUUGAAUGAGCAGCAACCAGAUGGAGUCGAUCUGCUUUUCACCGUCUGUACCACGUGCCUGCGGCCCAGUGGCCCUCGCCUUCAUUUCCAGCUCCUAGCGAGCAGAGUAAACUCCACAUCCCCAUUUACUGAAGCUGGUUUAUCCAUAGGAUGAUCGCUGUUAACUUCUCACAAAAUAGUUCGUUUUAUCAACCAUAUUAGGGUUAAACUGGCUGUCGACACCCAUAACGGGGAUGUAAAUGCGCAGCGUUUCGAUUGCGAAUCCAGUGAGCAGUGGGGGUGGCCGAGUAAGUUAUUAACGGUGUGCUGUUGAAUGGCAACGUUUUUGGUAAAAUUGAAUGCCGCUGAAGCGGCUUCUGAGGUGCAGUGGGGGUAGUAGCACCGCCAGUGUGUAUGAUACUAGUUGUAUAAGUGAGCUACUAUGAAUAUAUUAAUCGGGCAUUAUAUCGAAAUUGAAACGUGUAAAAUAAAUUAGGCCCAUGAAACUGCACAUUUACACAUCGACUGUUCAACCUAAUGCGUCCUUUAGUCACUACAUUUGCCUUUUAAAUUGUCAUUUGAAAUUGCGCAAAUGUAAAAACACGGAUUUAAUUUAACUGUAAAAAAUAGAAACGGGAAUUGUUGACAGAAUGGCUUUUUAUGGCACCUUUUAAGGUGAAACAUUACCAAGUUGUUUGAAACGAAGUGGGAAUUGUCGACUUGUGGCGUGUCUGAGGGUGGAUUUCCCGUUGGACUCGUGGUGGCGCCCUGCCGUGGGCACCGCGGAGACCCCGCGGUGACGGACCCCGAACACGUACGGCUCCCUCGCUCGCUCUCAACUCCCUCCCUCGACUCCCUCGCUCGCAGCAAACAGGGCGCCUCUGAAUAUUUCGCGCGUCCUAAGUCCAUGGGCCACAGCGCAGAUCGGUACCAUCUAAGGGUAGAACUACUUUAGUCGUACCAAUGUGACAAAAGGGGCGAAUAAGAGUGACUUAGUCCGCGCCGGCUGAUCGUGGCUGCUACGCUCCCCGUCUGUGCGUGGUUCCUACCGCGGCCUUCUCUCCCUACGAGAGCGAACGAAGAUUUUACGGAGUGCGACGAGCUACAAUUAUUAUUUGAGAACCCACUAAUUUCAAACGGUUACUGCAUAGUUAACUUUUAUUUGCCACAUACAUGAAUUGGAACCACUAAAGUUAGGCCGCAUCUGGCAGUACAGGUGAAAUGUCUGGCCGAGGCUCAUGGACUUUCUGGGCCGCGCCGUCUUAACCAAGAUUUCUCACGAGACUUGUUUCACAGAGUGAGUUGACGCGCGCGGGCAUGCGGACUCCGCACGUACACCUCUGUGUGAAGAUCGACGCGCGGCGACAGCGGGAAAUUGCCAAAAUUUUGCAGCAGUUUGUGUUCGGCGGCUGUUUCUUGUGUACAAUACAAAGCAGAUGUACAAAGUGGCUCGUG